Messenger RNA from Monopterus albus (swamp eel), 4418 nucleotides. It is a transcript of the gene znf628, whose product is annotated as zinc finger protein 628. Gene Ontology annotation, cellular component: nucleus. The record is from RefSeq and is a predicted model, not a curated record. Gene Ontology annotation, biological process: regulation of gene expression. NCBI's taxonomy places the organism in Eukaryota, Metazoa, Chordata, Actinopteri, Synbranchiformes, Synbranchidae.
AUGCGCGCUGGUGGAGGGAGAAAAGGGGGUAGUAGAGAGUGGAGAAGAGGUGGCCCUGGACACGAUGACGGUGUCAGCGUCAGGCCCGGCCCAGCAGCCCCAGCAAUCAGAUCACCCUUUCAGUGUAAAGACUGCGGCAAAAGCUUCAGGUGGUCAUCCAGGCUGACCCACCACCAGCGGAGCCACAACAAUGAGAGACCAUACCGCUGCAACGUCUGCCCCAAGGCCUUCAAGGGCUCCUCUGCUCUGCUCUAUCACCAACGGUCUCAUUCAGGGGAGAAGCCUUACAAAUGUCAGGACUGUGGCAAAGCCUUCAAACGUUCUUCUCUGCUGCAGGUACAUCAGAGUGUCCACACUGGAGUGCGUACCUUCCUGUGCCCGUUCUGCUCCCUGACCUUUAAAUGGAGUUCUCACUACCAGUAUCACCUGCGCCAGCACACUGGAGAGUGUCCAUACCCAUGUGACACUUGCCCCAAGGCCUUCAAGAAUUCAAGCAGCCUGCGGCGACACAAGAAUGUCCAUCUUGGUCUCAAGCCUUACACUUGCACAGUGUGUAACAAAUCCUUCACUCAGUCUACCAACCUGAGGCAGCACAUGAGGAUACAUACAGGUGAGAGGCCCUACAUUUGUGGUGAGUGUGGACGCUGCUUCACGCAUUCAUCAAACCUAGCCAUAGUGGAGGUGGUUGUACGGACAGAGGAAGUUGCAUCAUCCAUGUUGACGGACAUGGUGGGAUUUGUGAGCCAGGAAGGAACUGGUGGAGUGGGGGUGGGGAUGGAAGAAGUGUUCCUGUCUGCAAAUUCUUCUGGCCAGAAUCCAGGCCUUCUCCCCCAGCUCACUCUCACCCCCUCUGGGGACGACGUGUGUACAUCUAGAGCCAUUGGGACAGAGGUUCACCUGAGCACAGACACCGGGUCCAGCGUGCUGCUGUACACCUGCGGGAGCUGCAGCCACACCUUUGGUACACGAACAGAUCUGGAGGAGCACCAGGCCAUCCACAUGGCUCCAGAGGAGCCUGGGACCAGUAGAGACCAGCAUGGGGCAGGGAUGGAGGUUGGGGAUGGGCUGGUGGGAGCUGGACACCUGCUGGCUGAUUUUGAGGAGGUGGUGGAGACUACCACAGUGGCUGAAAAUGGUCAGACAACAGAGGUGCUUCUUGGACUGACGGAGGGAGGAGAUGGUAGCAAUGCAAAUGUGGCCACCACCCAGGCCCAGUUUGAUCUGUUGCAGAGCUUCACUGAGGUGACUCAGAGCUCUGAGACCGUCCAGCCAGAGGCCAGAACCACAUGGGCAGGGCUGUCAUGUGGCUACUGCAAUAAGACCUUCAAGACCAGUGGAGGCCUCAAUAGACAUGUGUCACUGAUGCACUCUCUUUCAUCACAGUCCCGCUCCCAGUUCAGCUGCUCUGCCUGCGACCGCUCCUUCCCCCUUCUCUCCUCACUCCUCACCCACCAACACUCCCACACCCCUGAGCAGCGUCUCCUGGCUGAAGCAGAGGCUGAGAUAGUGUGUCCUCCAUCCCUCUCCCUGACUCUCCCCCUGCCCUCGUCUCCCAGCCAGGCAGACAAGCAGCAGGAAGGCCAGAGAGAGAUCCGUGUCGACAUCAUUACCGUUGGUGAAGAGCAAGAGGAACAACCGGCCAAACCAACCAAAGGCCCAAAAAAGCCAGGAGUCAGCAAGAGCACUCCAGCUGGAGAGAGACCGUACUGCUGUUCAGAAUGCGGAAAAGCCUUCAAAGGUUCAUCAGGGCUGAAGUACCACAUGCGGGAUCACACUGGGGAAAGGCCCUACCGCUGCACUGAAUGUGGAAAGAGCUUCAAAAGGUCAUCGCUGCUUUCAAUCCAUCAGAGGGUGCACACAGGUGUACGGGCUUUCCAGUGCCCUCAAUGCCCUCUCACUUUUAAAUGGAGCUCUCACUACCAGUACCAUUUGCGGCAGCAUACAGGUGAGAGGCCAUAUGUGUGUAAGGAGUGUGGCAAGUCCUUCAAGAACACCAGCUGUCUACGUAGACACAGUCAGAUGCACUCUGGACUUCGGCCUCAUACCUGCUCCAUCUGCUACAAGUCUUUCUCUCAGACGUCAAACCUCAAACAGCAUGAACGCACCCAUUCUGGUGAGAGACCUUUUCAGUGCAUACACUGCAAUAAAAGCUUUACACACUCCUCCAACCUUCAGCUCCAUCUUCGCACACACUCCUCACGCAAGGACUUCAAGUGCCCAUACUGCUCUAAGGAGUUUGUCAUGCACUCCUAUUUGCAGAGGCACAUCCGUACCCAUGGCAGUGGUAUUCCCCUACCCUGCCUUGGGACUGAAGGUAAAGAUGGAGUUGCUGUGAAAGCCAGUGUUGGAGGCAUAACAACCACCACAACCUUGCUUAACCCCAUCACCCUGGAAGCCUCAGGAAACAAUGGCAGCCUGAUUGUAUCCCAGCCAGCACUUAAUAUCCCCCCCAAUACCUCCCAGAACUACUUUAUGAUUCAGACAGCCAGCGGCCUGCAGCUCAUUCCUCUGUCAUCCCCUACACCCACCCCUCCACCACCUCCACCACCACCUCUGCCUCUGUCCCAGUCCCAAAUCUUCCUUCUCCUGCAGUGCCCAUCUGACAAUGGCAGCCAGUCCAGCUUGAUUCUCCUCCCAACAACAAACAAGACUCCACCAGCUCCGGAGCCUCCAACUCUGCCUGUGCUUCAGACUAUCCAAGCACUUCAGUCUGUCCUAAACCAAACACAGACUCAGAUACCCCAGUUUUCGACCAUAUCACAGCAACAACAGCAGACCAGGAUCAUAAUCACCACCAACAACAACAACAACGUGAACACUCCUGUGGCCACACGAACACACACCCUCUCUGCCAACUCCCUACUGAGUAAGCCCAUAUUAGGGAAAAGCACACGGACAGCACGGGGCAGACGGGGACGCAAACCAAAAGUUACUCUUCAGAAGUCUGAAACAGCUCCAUUCAGUCAGACUGCAGGUGAAGCUGUGUCAGUAACAGACUGUAAUGUGACUCACACUGUCUCACACACUCUUACUGCUGCUAACACCACCACAGAAUCAUCACCAUCAUUUCUUUCUCACUGUCCCCUGUCAGCAUCUUGUACUACUGUCCCAGCUCUUUCAUUUUCCAGCACUGCAGCCCCCACAGUGGACACCUCAGGACCUCCAUCAACUGUUGGAGUUACACCAGCCACCACAGCAACACUCGUUUCUACCCCUGUCCCUGCAGGAGAAGCUAUGACAAGGAAACAGUUUGUAUUAUGUUUUGAUGAUGAAGGACAGGCCAAGGAGGGGAUGAAUAUCAAGGCGGGUGGGGAGUCGUAUGUGCUUCAGUUUGAAGGGGAAGCAUCAGCAGAGACAGUCAGUGGAAGAAUGGAUAGAGACAGAAAGUCAGUGAUGCUUCAGUUAAAGACAGAUGGGCAAGAUGAAGGAGAAAAAGAGGGAGAUAAGAGAGGGAUGAUGUCACUUUUACAUAACUGGGUUGGAGAAAAGCAGGGUGAGAAACAGGCAGGAGAGGAGAGCAGUCAGGGACAGUCGUACGUCCUACACUUCCACCCUGAGGCACAAGACAGUGGUCCAUCCAGUGCUGCCUUCAGCCAAGGGCAAGAUAACAACCUACAGCUUUCCUGUACAUCAGCCCAAGGUUUGGUGCCCCUUGAUGAGCAGGAGGUGGUGUUUGAACUGGAGGGUGAGAGCAAGAUGGAGCAGGAAACUGAUGAGGGUAUGCAAAUGAUAGCCUUGAUAGAAGGUGAAGCGGGAAUGAUUGGAGAAGAAGGGGCAGAUUGCAGUGCUGCAAGUGGUGGGGUUACUGAGGGUGGGGGGGAUAUGGAAAGUUUAUUUCAGCUGGAAAGUGGAGAGGAAAUUGUCAUCAUUGAGGUCAGCACCAGUAGCUUAAGAGAAGGCAGAAUGGAGAGAGGAGGAGAUGGGGAGGUGUCACCAAGCAGUGAGGUAAAAUAUGAGGGUUUAACUGCACAGGUGAAUGAAAAGUCUGUAAAGGAACUAAGCUCUACAGCCAGCACAUUGGUACAGACAACUGAAGACGCAAUACGAAAAGGACCUAUAUCUAACUCUGAAGAGAUGCACUUCUCUAACUAAAAGCUGUGUGCAUGUUACAGAAGAAAACUGUGUUUGGGCGAUGCCUUGCUAUUUGUGAGCUCAGUGUGUUAGCACUUUAGUCAGUUUGAGUUCUCCUGGAACUGAGAGAGAACAUGCAGUUAGAUGUGUACUGUGUUGUAAUGCCAUGGUGCCACAUACUAGAAAUGUUAUACAUUCAUAUAGGCUGUAAAUGGACCUCACUAUAUACUAGUUUAAGAUACUGUCAUUGGCAGUUCUUUUAAUAAGUACAUUUGUGAAUAAAUGUUGUACAUAGCCUACUUUCUUCACAAUGUUAAUAUAAACAGUAGGUAAUUAUUAAUAAACAU